Molecule: messenger RNA, 612 nt
Organism: Cherax quadricarinatus
Lineage: Eukaryota; Metazoa; Arthropoda; Malacostraca; Decapoda; Parastacidae
Source: RefSeq, a predicted model, not a curated record
UGCCAAGGAAGAGUUGCAUGUGCAGUUCAGUAGUGGUGUUGAGGUGGCUGAAGGAAGACAUCUAUAGCUCUCCUGUGCGUGCGUGCGUGUGCGUGCGUGUGCGUGUCUUGCAGUGUGUGCACCACUCCUGUGCGUCUAUUGUGUAUCCUACACACGUAGUGUCUAGACUAGCUGUACCUGGUAGAGUAGUGACCACCACCAGCAAGUGUCUGCCUCGCUAGUGACCACCAGCAGUGUCUGCCACAGCAGCAAGGAUGGUUGUAGUGAAGGCUGGUGUUAUGUACAUCCUGCUCUUGACGCUCCUGAUGCUGCUUCUCUGCACAUCUCCCAUCACCGUGGAGAGCAAGAGGCACAAAGGAAGAUUAACAGGGGAGGUCUACAAGAUCGCUGGUGGACAAAAUGCGGCCGCUCCUGGCGUGGGAGCGCUCUCCAGUUUCUCACCCUUCGCUGACGACAGAAAUAAUCCAGGUCCGUCCAUCGUAUUUGGUAACUUCAGGCGACAACAACCAUACCGUCGAUGGCAGAACUAUCAACCAUACAACUACGACUACUACUUUUAAUGGAUAAUUUGAGGCUGCAACUGAACUAUUUACCAAUAAAGAUUUUUAUUUA